AUGACACCGAUUAAGCUUACGAUUGCACUCACUCCCUUCCUUUUCUGCACCAUCCUCACCUUUGGAUCGGCCAUUCCCCUCACCUCCACAACAUUUCAUCGUGAUGAGGAUAAGCAGUGGAUCCUUGCAGGUCUCUCUCUCAUUCGCAGACUUGACUGCACUCACGUGACAAGUGUCAGUCGUCAGGAAUGCGUCAAAAUACGUGUUGCACCGGCCUCUAGAUUUGUUGCCUAUAUGGCGACGCUGAAACAUGAUGGAAUGCGGUACUUAGUAAUGACCCAUCCGGAGGCAGCGGAAGACGAAGAGGAGAAGUUCAACCUGCGAACACAAGGAGGAAACUUAACGGGAGUCCUGGUGCUUGAUCCCCUCGCUGACCGCGCUUUCGGACAUCCUCUCUUCAUCUUUCGUAUCGUCGCCUUUGAUGGCAGCCGGGAGGAGCAGUUGCGGCAGUGUUCGGACCAUCGAGGACUAAUAUACAGUACGUAA
Molecule: messenger RNA, 486 nt
Organism: Hydatigera taeniaeformis
Lineage: Eukaryota; Metazoa; Platyhelminthes; Cestoda; Cyclophyllidea; Taeniidae
Source: the annotation of a GenBank genome assembly